AUGUCUCAAGGCAAAGCCAUCGAAAUCGACAACGAGGUUGUUUUCAAAGCCCUCACCUCCUCUGGCCCCGUCAUCGUCGAUUUCUACGCCACUUGGUGCGGACCAUGCAAAGCCAUCGCGCCGAAAAUCGCACAAUGGAGUGAAGAGCACACGAACAUUCGAUUUUUGAAAGUUGACGUGGACAAGAUGCGGCAGAUUGCGAGUGCCAAUGGGAUUACAGCGAUGCCGACUUUUAUAGUUUUCAAAAAUGGCCAGGCUGUGCAGACGAUUCGAGGUGCGAAUGUACCGGAAUUACAGAAGGCGAUUCAGUCCUUGGCUGCUUAG
Molecule: messenger RNA, 324 nt
Organism: Talaromyces proteolyticus
Lineage: Eukaryota; Fungi; Ascomycota; Eurotiomycetes; Eurotiales; Trichocomaceae
Product: thioredoxin-like protein
Exons: 2
Coding region: 1-324 (107 amino acids)
Molecular function (GO): protein-disulfide reductase activity
Source: RefSeq, a predicted model, not a curated record